GCAAACAUUAUUAUCUUGCUUUUGUAGGGCCUCACGCGUGACGCGCCUCACGAUGGCGACUCGAAUUGAUUCGCUGGCAAUUACGGGUGAUAGAACUGAAUCCAUUCGCACACUCACAUUCGCCCGAAGCGCGCAAACACAAACAGAACGAGCGAUCGCGAGCAGCGGGCCAGCCAGAGGCAAAGUAAAACUAAAUUAAAAAUCGUUAUUAAUAGAAAAUAAAAAAACAACAAAACAUUGUAAUAAACAUCUACAUUGUAUCGAAAUAACAAAGUCUUCCAAAGGGCUAGCCAAAUGCCAAAGAAUUGCCAAGAGAAUUAUAAUCAGAAUCACAUUUAAAUCAGGAACUGCCAUGGAGGAGGAUCUCGAAAAGGUGCCACGCCUUGGACUGCGGCAUCUGCAGGCCGCUCUGCUUUUCAUUGGACUGGCGGCCAACACAAUCCUUCAGCUGAAUGUGGGCGUCACCGUGGUGGCCAUGACCAAUGCCACAUCGAUCAAUGAGGACACGCCCCACUACAACUGGACGGAGUCCGAGAAGUCCUACAUCCUGUCCAGCUUCUACUGGGGCUCCACGCUGGCCCAGUUCCCCGCCGGCUACCUGUGCAAGCGGUUCGGCUCGAAGGCCGUGCUCCUCUGGGGCACCCUGGGCUCGGCGCUGCUCAGUGCCGCCACGCCGCACAGCAUCUAUGCGGCGGGCUGGCAGGCCUUCUGCCUGAUCCGGCUGCUCCAGGGCCUGUGCCAGGUGACGUGGCCCUGCAUCCACCAGCAUCUGGCCAACUGGGCGCCGGAGUCGGAGCGGACGCGGCUGGGGGCCUUCGCCUACACGGGCUUCGACUGCGGCAAUGUCCUGGCCAUGUACGCGGCCGGGACGAUAGCCAGCUCGCCGCUGGGCUGGCCGGGCAUCAGCUAUGCCUCCUCGGGCCUGGCCCUCUGCUGGUGCCUGCUGUGGCUGCUGCUGGGCGCCAACCGGGCCAGCGAGACCCGCUUCAUUGGCCAGGCCGAGAAGGAGUACAUCAUGGGUGAUCUGCAGAUGCAGAUGAGCUCCAAGAAGAGAGAGCGACGUCGCGUCAUUCCCUGGCGGGGCAUCUUCACCUCGGCGCCGUUCUACGCGCUCCUGUGUGCCCGCUGCGCCGACACCUGGGGCCUGGCCACCAUGCAGGCCGAGCUGCCGGCCUACCUCAGCGGGGUCCUGCGCCUCGAGAUGCAGAGCAAUGCUGUGUUCUCGGCCCUGCCCUUCCUGCUGAUGUGGGCCAUGUGCUACGUGUACCUGAUCGUGGCGGACACCCUGCUGCAGUACAAGUGCCUCAGCCUGACGGCCCUGCGAAAGACGUACAACAGCAUCGCCCUGUGGGCGCCCGCCUCCAUAAUGCUGGCCGUGGGGUUCGUGGGCGUGGACCAGAAGUCGCUGGCCCUGCUCCUCGUCACGCUGAGCGUGGGCGUCAGCAGUGCGGCGACCAUAGGCAGCGAGCUGAACACGAUUGACCUGUCGCCCAACCAUGCCGGCAUCCUCGCCGGCAUCCUGAGCACCUUCACCAACCUGGUGGCCCUGUGCACGCCCCUCGUCGUGGGCGUGCUGGUGACGGACGCCACGCAGCGCAGCGAGUGGCAGCUGGUCUUCAGCCUGGCGGCCGGCGUCCUCUUCGCCGGCAAUGUGAUCUAUUUGAUUUGGGGCACAGCCGUGACCCAGCCAUGGAACGAGCCGCAGGAGCAGCAGCAGCUCCAGCUGCCGGACGAGGAGCUGAAACCCUUCAAGAAUGCCCGUCUGGAGAUACCAGGAGCAGGGGGAGGAGCAGAUGGAGGCGGAGGCGGAGGUGGAGGCGUAGGAUUAGGAUUGCAUUGUAAAGACCCAUGAGAAGAUUUAUUUUACUUUUGAGCUUUAUUUAUUGGAUUUUAUCAAUGGGCGGAGCGGCAGAAGCUGCAAAAGUAUCUGCAGACCAGCACACAGAUACACAUGUGUAUCUGUGCGAUGUAAGUUUGUGGUGUAUCUGUCGGAUGCAGAGAAGUCUUGCAAAAAUAACUGCGAAAAUGGAAGAUGGAGAUGCAGACUGUGGGAUUUAAGCGAGUAUCUUGCAAGCCAAGCAGUGACUAGGGAAGUAAGUAUCUGUAAGAUACUCAGAUGAGAAAAAUACACAAAAAUGUAUAAAAUAUGUGGAGAUACUUUUCAGCCAUCGAUGGUAUUCAAAAUUAUUCAGGCAAAGAAAUGUAUCUGCAAGAUACGAAUGCGAAUGUAUUGUCUAGAUGUAAACGUAUCUACAAUCAAAACAUAUAUCUACAGUUCUGCAGGUAUACUAUUUGAAUGUAUCUUUGGGGCUAAUCAUAACACAAAAAAGUA
Messenger RNA from Drosophila miranda, 2332 nucleotides. Its product is annotated as putative inorganic phosphate cotransporter. NCBI's taxonomy places the organism in Eukaryota, Metazoa, Arthropoda, Insecta, Diptera, Drosophilidae. The record is from RefSeq and is a predicted model, not a curated record. Gene Ontology annotation, molecular function: transmembrane transporter activity. The coding region runs from base 353 to 1852 and encodes 499 amino acids. Gene Ontology annotation, cellular component: plasma membrane. The transcript is spliced from 4 exons. Gene Ontology annotation, biological process: transmembrane transport; monoatomic anion transport.